CCUCAUGUUUAUUUUUUAUUUGAAUAAUAAAAAAAAAUGCUAAAGAAGAGAGAAAAAACAUAAAAAAAAAUUAGAUAAAGAAACUUCCCUAAUAGUUUAAUUUCCUUCUCUCAACUUUUUUCAUGCAUAAUUAAUUAAGAGGUGAAAAUUAAUAAAUUUAAUAUUUGAAAACGUUUCUAAGAAAAAUAAGAAUUCUUAAAACAUGGAGAAACCAGAAGGAAAAAAUUGUUUUUAACUCUCAAAUACUACUUUCAACAUCUAAAACCGCUUGCAACAGAAUUUUAGCUCACGUCUAUAAGCUUACACUUGUCACAAUCACCCCAUUCAAUUACUUCAUGAUCGUAGAAUCUAACUGAACUUCAAAUCAGAUGAUCAGGUUGGACCCAUUCUUCCAAGAACAAACAGGCAUAUUAAUCUCAUCAGAUGACAACCAUUUUCAAACCCUAAAAUGCUGUUUUGUCUGAAUCAGAGAGAACUUCAAGUCAUCUCAUUGUAGAUAUGUACUGACCCAGAAGAAGAAGAAGAAGGAAGAGGAAAAGGUUUAUUUGACUAGUGAUCAGAAUAUAUGGAUUCAGAAGAAGAAAUACUGAGUCCAUGUGUUUCGGAUUCUGAUGUUGAUGAUAAGGAUUUGUGGAGGGUAGAGAUUGGUGAAGAGGUGAAGAAGCAACUGGCGUUAGCUGGACCUCUAACAAUUGUUGGUGUUUUGCGAUACUUGACACAGGCUGUGUCUUUGAUGUUUGUGGGUCAUCUUGGAGAAUUACCUCUCGCAAGUGCUUCCAUGGCUGCUUCCUUUGCUUCCGUCACUGGUUUCAGCCUUUUGAUUGGAAUGGGAAGCGCAUUGGACACCUUGUGUGGUCAGGCCUAUGGAGCAAAACAUUAUCACAUGCUCGGCAUUCAUAUGCAGAGAGCCAUGUCUGUUCUUUUACUUGUAAGUGUUCCUCUGGCUUUCAUCUGGGCCAAAACUGAGCACAUUCUUAUGAACCUUGGCCAAGAUCCAUAUAUUUCAAGGGGAGCUGGGCGGUAUGUUUGGUUCAUGAUGCCUACACUAUUUUCCUGUGGAAUUCUACAAUGCCUUGUUAGAUUUUUGCAAACUCAGAAGAUUGUAUUUCCAGUGAUGCUAAUCUCAGCAAUUACUACUUUAUUUCACUUCCCCACUUGCUGGAUCCUGGUUUUCAAGACUAGCCUCGGCAGUGCAGGUGCUGCCUUGGCCUGUUCAAUCUCUUCUUGGAUCAACGUGUUCCUGUUAGUACUUUAUGUCAAGUUCUCACCUGCCUGCAAGCAAACUUGGACUGGCGUUUCUGAAAUGAAUAUUCAAGAUGUCCUUAGCUUUCUAAGAUUAGCCGUUCCUUCAGCCUCUAUGGUCUGUUUAGAGUUCUGGUCAUUUCAAGUGUUGAUUCUCAUUGCUGGUAUUCUUCCUAAUCCUCAGCUGGAAACAUCAGUAUUGUCAAUCAUGUUAGUGUCGUUCUCGUCUUUAAUGGUUUUAGACCUUACAAUAUGUUUCCCCAAAACUCAACAUUAUAAGAUUAAUAACUUCAAAAUCCAGUCCCUAGCUCAACUAAAUUUUUAUACAUACAAUUCCAUACUUACACUUCACUUGGUAAUUUUUGUUCAUGUCUUCAGCCUCACUACAUGUGCAAUGUUGUUCAAUAUAUACUUGGGAAUAGGCAGCGCUGGGAGUAUAAGGAUUUCAAAUGAAUUGGGCGCUGGGCGACCACAAAAAGCAUACUUGGCAGUACAUGCUGUGCUAAUCCUGGCCAAUGUGUUCGGAAUGCUGCUUGGGUCGAUCAUGUUUUUGUUGCGUCGUACUUGGGGCUACUUGUUUAGCAAUAAAGAGGAAGUAGUGAAAUAUGUUGCCUCCAUGAUGCCUUUGCUAGCUACUUCAGCCUCAUUGGAUGCAAUCCAGUGUGCACUUUCAGGUAUUGUUAGAGGAUGUGGGUGGCAGAAGAUCGGAGCCAUUGUCAAUCUGGGAGCUUAUUACCUUGUUGGUAUCCCUUGUGCUCUUCUUUUUACAUUUGACUUUGGCCUUGGAGGGAAGGGGCUUUGGAUGGGGAUUCUAUGCGCGCUCUUUCUGCAAAUGUUGUGUCUUCUUGUUGUGACUUUACAAACUAAUUGGGAGCAACAGGCAAAGAAGGCUGAAGCUGAGGUCUGCAGGUCAAGGUAUAUGGAUUAUGUUCUAAGAUAGGCCUGAUUAGAGCUACUUCUUCCAUGUAACAGUCCUUACAAAUGAUUUAAUUUGUAGAAGACUGAGACAAAAUGUAGUUGUAAGGGUGGAAAAUGAUUUAUGUUUUACUCAUACCUAAUGUUUCCUGAAGUAUAUCCUAUAAUAAUAUUCAUUCUUAUGCAGUUAGGAAAUCAGUGACAGGAUUUCAAUCUCUGGACAUCAUCCUUGUACAUCAGACAUGUUUGUGAUUUUAUGUCAAGAAAACAUCCCACUCUUUUAACACAUAUUUCAACAUUUACGACCACCCUAACCCUAAUUAAGUGCCUUAAUAACCAUCAUGACUAGUGGGUAUAAUGAGGAAACUUCAAUGCUGCAUCCUCAAAAUGGUUGUUCUUUCUGCAUAAUUGUCCUUCCCUUCCCUCUCUCAUAUGAUGACUUCGCCAUUAUAUGGUGAAAACACUCUCUUAGGCCAACACUGACACUAAGAGACGAAAGCUAGGAGAGCGAAUGGGAUUAGAUACCCUAAUAGUCCUAUCUAUAAACGAUGCAUACUAGGCGCCAUA
This is a messenger RNA of Vitis vinifera (wine grape), 2724 nucleotides long. RefSeq names its product protein DETOXIFICATION 16. Gene Ontology annotation, biological process: xenobiotic detoxification by transmembrane export across the plasma membrane. Gene Ontology annotation, cellular component: membrane. Gene Ontology annotation, molecular function: xenobiotic transmembrane transporter activity; antiporter activity. The record is from RefSeq and is a predicted model, not a curated record. Bases 566 to 2182 code for a protein of 538 amino acids. NCBI's taxonomy places the organism in Eukaryota, Viridiplantae, Streptophyta, Magnoliopsida, Vitales, Vitaceae. The transcript is spliced from 7 exons.